AUGAUAGAGGGCUCAGUGGAGCAAUCUUGGGCUAAUCUCUUUGGGAUCGCGAAAGCAAACAGGCUGGUCUACAUCCCUCUGGAAAUUGUUCAUGAGGCCUCUGCAAAUAGGGUAUUCACCAGGGGCCCCUGGAAUUUAUGGAUGACAUGUGUUUUCUUCGCCAGUGGGCUCCUGGCAUCCGAGGGUUGGUGCCAGACCACAAACCAACAUUUUUUUGUGGAUGUUGAGUAUUGUAACCGGCCUAGGGGUUGCAGGAAAUGUAGAGUUUUUGGACAUGAAUGUGAGGAUAUCCCAGAAGUGGUAGAGGAGGUGGCAGGAAACUCAGUACAGGAUAAGGAGGAGGCUGAAGUUGAUCCAAUGUUGGGGGAAGCUUCUCUGGUGGGAAGUUCGAGCAGGGUUUUAGGUUUGGCAAAAGAGGUUGGGACUUCUGGAAUGUUAGAAGGGGCAUGUAGGAACCUUGAUAGGGCUGUUGCAAACCUAGUCUCUUCUUUGGAGCCUAGGCAGGACCCUAGCACAUCAUCUUGGGGCCCUCUUCAGUUUGUGUCUGAUCCUAUUGUUCAGUUGCCUUCGGAUAAAGAGUUUCAGAAUGUGAUUGUG
Molecule: messenger RNA, 597 nt
Organism: Linum tenue
Lineage: Eukaryota; Viridiplantae; Streptophyta; Magnoliopsida; Malpighiales; Linaceae
Source: the annotation of a GenBank genome assembly